This is a messenger RNA of Sarcophilus harrisii (Tasmanian devil), 3590 nucleotides long. RefSeq names its product synaptotagmin 6 (gene SYT6). The transcript is spliced from 7 exons. NCBI's taxonomy places the organism in Eukaryota, Metazoa, Chordata, Mammalia, Dasyuromorphia, Dasyuridae. The record is from RefSeq and is a predicted model, not a curated record. The coding region runs from base 777 to 2114 and encodes 445 amino acids. Gene Ontology annotation, biological process: calcium-ion regulated exocytosis; regulation of calcium ion-dependent exocytosis; regulation of dopamine secretion. Gene Ontology annotation, cellular component: membrane. Gene Ontology annotation, molecular function: clathrin binding; calcium-dependent phospholipid binding; phosphatidylserine binding.
AAGCCCCUGAACCCUACUCCCUAUCCUCGCUCCAUAGUCCUGGGGUUAGAAUAGAGUUCCCUCUUAUUAAAAAAAAAAAAAAAUACUGCAAGUUUAACCAACUUCCUUUUCUCAGAAGUCCGAGCCCCUCCCUCAUUUUUGCCCUUUUUGAGACCUGGGAACUAUGGGUUCUUUUCUUAAGAUGACAUGCCCUUAGAAUCCCACUAGUCCUAGACUCAAUCACCAUCCUUUUUUAAAUUCUUCAGCCUCCAUGGCACCAGGCUCUCCCUCUUUCCAACCCACUCCUCAAUGACACAUGCUCGGACUAGGAUCUGGCCAGACACCAAACGUAAUGAGGGUGCUGUCUAGAGGGAACUAAAUUUCUCUCUGGUGUCUGUAUCUCACUGAGGGGCGGGGACCCCGUAGAGAAGUGGUUAAAAGCCUAGACUGGGAUUGCAAGUGCAGUGACUCGCCUGGGGCUGUUUGGGGGAGGGUCUUCUAGAGGACCCGCCCUGUCCCGCCCCAGCCAGGCAGCAGCUAGGGACCUGGAGCAGCUGCAGGGAGCUGGGCGGGACGGGACUAAACCCACAGAGUACUAAACAGGGAAGGGGGGAGGGUCCGGGGCAUGAGCAGGGUGGGGGGGUCCGAGGAGGCGAGGUGCCAGGCGGCACUAGGGAUCCUGGCCUCGUUAUGUCAGGGCCAGCCGCCCCCCCAGGGUCUGGACUUGGAGACUUGUAGGAGUUUCGAGCAGCAGCCCCCGGAACGGAGUCCAAGUUCUGCUGAUACAGCUGUGUUGGAUGCCCUGGAGGAACAAGGAGGCCUCCAGCCCCUCUUCUACUAACCCUACCUUGGCGGCCCCCCAGAGCCCCAGCCUCAGCCCCAGAGACACGAUGGCCGACAAGGUGAAGGACCCCAACGCCCUUGGCUUCCUGGAGGCGGCGGUGAAGAUCAGCCACACGUCGCCGGACAUCCCGGCAGAAGUGCAGAUGUCCGUUAAGGAGCACAUCAUGCGUCACACAAGGCUGCAGCGUCAGACCACGGAACCGGCCUCAUCCACCAGGCACACCUCCUUUAAGCGCCACCUGCCCCGGCAGAUGCACGUCUCCAGUGUGGAUUACGGCAAUGACCCCCCACCUGCGGCCGAGCAGCCUACCAGCAUCGGCCGCAUCAAGCCCGAGCUGUACAAGCAAAAGUCUGUCGACGAUGAGGAGGGCAAGAACGAGGCCGCCAAGACUUGUGGGAAGAUCAACUUCAGCCUGAAGUACGACUAUGAGAACGAGACUCUGGUGGUCCGGAUCCUGAAGGCCUUUGACCUCCCUGCCAAGGACUUCUGUGGCAGCUCAGACCCCUACGUCAAGAUCUACCUCCUGCCUGACCGCAAGUGCAAGCUGCAGACCCGCGUCCAUCGCAAGACCCUGAACCCCACCUUUGACGAGAAUUUCCACUUCCCCGUUCCUUAUGAGGAGCUGGCGGACCGGAAGCUCCAUCUCAGCGUCUUCGACUUUGACCGCUUUUCCCGCCACGAUAUGAUUGGGGAGGUUAUCUUGGACAACCUCUUUGAGGCUUCUGACCUGUCCCGAGAGACCUCCAUCUGGAAGGACAUUCAGUACGCCACCAGCGAGAGUGUGGACUUGGGAGAAAUCAUGUUUUCCCUCUGCUACCUGCCCACAGCAGGUCGUCUCACCCUAACGGUAAUCAAAUGCCGUAACCUCAAAGCAAUGGACAUCACGGGCUACUCAGAUCCCUAUGUCAAAGUGUCCCUGCUCUGUGAUGGGCGGAGGCUGAAGAAGAAAAAAACCACCAUAAAGAAGAAUACACUCAAUCCGAUCUACAAUGAGGCCAUCAUCUUCGACAUUCCACCAGAGAACAUGGACCAAGUCAGCCUGCUCAUUUCUGUGAUGGAUUAUGAUCGAGUGGGUCACAAUGAGAUCAUUGGAGUCUGCCGAGUAGGGAUCAGCGCCGAAGGCCUGGGGAGAGACCAUUGGAAUGAGAUGUUGGCUUAUCCACGGAAGCCCAUUGCACACUGGCAUUCCUUGGUGGAGGUAAAGAAAUCCUUCAAAGAGUGGCAGGGCCGAGCUGCAAGCUUUGACAGCCAGGGUUCCUGCCCAUCUCCAAAACCUCCUCCAACACCGUGAGAUGCAUGGCCAUGGAACACCAACGGGACUAAGCGAUGUUAUUUUUGCCCUUGUUCAACAGUCUAAGUGCAGGCGUUACCCUGCAGCAGCCGCCAGUCACUCACUCCAGAGUCUUAAAUGUUCCUGCCGUAGGUCAAGGCUGAGAAAUUUCUUGUGUGGUCAGAUUUGUCUUAGUCUUUUCUGUCUCCCAAGGUGAUUUUUUCAUUUGUUUAUUCGUUGGGGUUUUUGUUGUCGUUGUUGUUUUGUCGAUGUUGUGGUGGUUUUCACUUUUCCAGAUUUGCAAUCGAGAAAAAGAUGAGGGGCAAAGAAGGGGGAAUAAAGGGCAGAGUGCCCCAAGAUUUGUCAAAUAAAGUUUAGAUUAGUAGUGUUUUCUGUGGAGGUGGUGAAGCUUUGAAAUUCUGAGCCUCCACCAAGGUCACCCCACUCCUGAAGAGGAAGGAAUCUGAGCUGGGCUAGCCCUUUCAUUUUCAGAAUUCCCUACCAAGGGGACCACUUUUAUAGCCAGUGUUGGGUGACCUUGACUCAUCCAAACCCUUGGCUGACUAGUAUUUAUAAAAUUGAGAUUUGGAUUUUAAAAGUAUAAUCAUUUUGAAAUUUUGACCAAAUUUGAGUAGGGGGGAGGUGAGAUUUGUAUAGGGGGGAGGGGAGUCCCCAAGUGUGUUUUUUCGCAUGAAUUGAAAUAAGUUGCCUUUUUGAGAAAGCAGAAAUGUUUUCUGAGGGAAGAGUUUUGCUGAAGCCAAACACGCCGAAUGUUUCCUGGAUCCCAGCAGCUAAUGGUGACAUUUGUUUGCAAACGGGAGCUUUGUUCUCAAAAUACCCCUAAUUAUGAAGAAAGAAAGGCAUAUAUAACAUAUGUUUGGGAAUGAUUCGCAGUAAUAUAUAGUUUUCAAAUUUCCAUGAGAUACCAAACAGCUGCUGAAAACAUUCAAAUGGGCCAAAAGGAAACCCCGAUAAAAGAUGAAUUUCCGAAUAGUAAGUUUUGGGAUCUGGGGUACCACCCUCUCUCCAUCUUGCCGCGGGACCCAUAUUUUCUACUGAAGUCAUCAGUUAAUCUGCUUUGGCAAACUAUGGACUUUGGAGAUACUUUUCAUCUUCAACUUUAAUUCUGUAAAUUGCUAAGUACUUUUGUGUUAUUUGUUUCCAUAUUAAUAAAUGGGUUUUCUUUAGCUAUCUACUUUAGGUCAGAUUCAAGGGAAAAGUUGAUAAUCUUCUGUACCCACAUUUCUGUUAAGUCUGAGUUAGUGGUGGAUUUGGAGCCCACGGCGAAUCUCCAUGCCAGAUCAGAGCUCACUACUGCAAAAAUUGGAAAAUCAACGUAUUUAGGGCUUACCAGGGCUGAGCUAGAGAGGCCCAUUAUCAACCAAUGGAAGGUCAAAUACAUAAAACCCAUUCACCAACCUUGUGUCUCACUCUUUAUACAUGUUACAUGCUACUAGAGCUGUAAAUCAAUAAAGUAACCCUUGUUUUAAACUGAAA